UUUAUGGACUUUCUAUUUGUUGUAGAUAUGUCAGAUCUCAAAAGUAAAGCCCUCAUUACAUCGGCAGACAAUUUACAAAUACCUAGGACGACGAGUAUUAGUCCCUCCAAUGGCUCGGCAACGGGUAAUCCACGAAACAAGUGCGCUCUUAAGCCCGGGUACUCACUGAUGAGUUGGAUACGACUGUGUAAAUCUGGUACUGACCUUUCUGGAACUGCUGGAAAAAUUUUGCCGGUAACCAACGAAGAGUUGGCUCGCCAUAAUAAUGUAAAUGAUGCUUGGCUAGCGAUACGUGGAAAAGUAUUUAACGUUACCCGGUAUAUGGAAUUUCAUCCAGGAGGUGUUAAUGAGCUGCUACGAGGAACAGGGAAAGAUGCAACAAAACUUUUUGAUGAGGUGCACGCCUGGGUAAACUAUCCUCAGUUGCUUGAAAAGUGCUACGUAGGACCGCUGAAAAACGAUUGUCACAAAAUGCCUUUGAAACUAAGUGACCCACCAAGUUUUCCACGUUUUGAUUGGAUGCAGCAGCGCAGUGAAGUAAUACUGUGUAUACAUACUUAUUGCUUCGCAAAUCCAGGGAUAUUGCUAAAGCACAAAACCACAGAAGUUAAAACUGGCUUAGAUCUGCUUGUUUACGUGGAUAAGAACUGGCAUCAAUUUUAUAUCGAACUAACCGGCGCGGUAUAUUGGCCACCAAAAACAGUUUACUCAAAUGUAGAAACUGGAAAAUUAGAAAUAGUUCUACGCAAACAGAUGCCCGUUUCUUGGUCUUCCUAUGGAACGAUUAAGAGUAUUAAAGUGGAGCAAGCACUUAAAUCAGAGGAGGAAAUGUACAACUUUCAAGUUCUACGGAAGGUGGACUUAAAUCACAAUUCGUUUGAGUUCAAUCUGCAGAGCGUAGGACAAGAAGCAAUGCUUAUUGUGCCGAUUGGUUACCAUGUAACAUUUCAAUUGAACUUUGAAGGUGUUGUUCUAGAACGUAGUUAUACGCCCGUUCCACACAAAUAUAUGUCUGCCAAUGGCUUAUCAUCUGCAUCAGAGGCAAGCACAUCACUGGAUUUUCUCAUUAAGCGUAACGCAUUUGGAAAAAUUUCACCCCGACUAUACAAACUCCAGGAGAAAGAUAUUGUACGGGUCAGUCUGCCGUAUGGAAAGUUUUUAUUAAAUGCAUUGGCUUUACAUCGAAAUAUAUUGUUAGUGGCAGCCGGUAGCGGAAUCACUCCUAUGCUCGGACUAUUUGAACCUCUUUUAAAACGUAAUAUAAACCGCAUCGAACGCCUGCUUUUAAUGUAUUUUAAUAAAACGCCGUUGGAUAUUUGGGUACACGACAAAUUAAGGAUGGUGGAAGUCGACGAUGAACGCUUUUGUCUCUUAAAUAUACAUUCUUAUGCCAAUAUGGAACAAUUUAAACCUUUGAUUAAAAAUACGACUACAUCAACUUUUACCUACGUUGCUAUAUGUGGGCCUGAUGGAUUUAAUUCUACUGUCCUGGAAAUUUUAAAAGAGCUCAACUUCAAUAUGAACCAAUUGCAAGUAUUCUAAUGCCGAAAAACCUUAAUUUUAAUUAUGUUGUUAUGGUUUGUGAGUUUCUUCCUGAAAGGAAAAUGCCAAGACAACAAAGGAACGCGAUGUAGAUGCAAAUACCAUGUAUAAAUAUGUAAUAUUUUUAGAAAUUUGUAAAUGGAAUUUAAAAAAAAAUAUAUAAAAAACUUUAAAGUUUGUUGAGUGUGA
Scaptodrosophila lebanonensis is the source of this 1731-nucleotide messenger RNA. RefSeq names its product cytochrome b5 reductase 4. Gene Ontology annotation, molecular function: heme binding; oxidoreductase activity. Gene Ontology annotation, cellular component: endoplasmic reticulum. Gene Ontology annotation, biological process: superoxide metabolic process; generation of precursor metabolites and energy. The transcript is spliced from 3 exons. The record is from RefSeq and is a predicted model, not a curated record. The coding region runs from base 4 to 1542 and encodes 512 amino acids. Lineage: Eukaryota; Metazoa; Arthropoda; Insecta; Diptera; Drosophilidae.